CGUACAAUAUGUAUGUGUGUAACUGACAACGAUUCCUCGUGUAACACAUGAACAUGUGAAAACUCCGCCCAGGGUCGAAUUAGGAUGGGGCCGUUUGUAUGAGUAAAUAACCGAGGUAUUCCGAAGAAGGAAACGUAAACAGAAAUGGCGACUAUCAAAAAUACGGAAGUGAAACAUGACAAAAUACGACUAAAAAUAAAGGAUUUCCUUGAAGAUAAAUUGAUCGCACUUCGCAUCAUGUGAUGGAUGAUUAGUGCGACCCGUCCGUUCUUGUUUGAUUAAUCUGUAUCAGUAGGAAAAUGGAGCAGUUGUACGACAAGUUUGUUGAAACAUGGUCUGCCGAAUUCCCUCAAGACGAUCCCCCGUUACUUGACCUACAUGGCUGCAUCUUGACAUCGAAUGAUGGAUUUGAAUCCGUAAACACUGCACAUCUUGGGAAGUUGUAUAACGAAUCUAGGGAAACCGCAAAGAGGCUUAAGCGAGAAUACAGAAAAGCCGAGCUGAUCGAAAAUUUUUGGGCAACUUUUAUGAAGGAUUGCAAUGGAAUUGACUCAGCUGAAUACUCUUCCAGAAGUAUCACCAAAAAAAUAUCAUUCCCGGGCUCCAGAACUCAGGACAGGAAAUUCUCAGACGAAUCUCCAAGCAGAAAAUAUUCCUUGUUGGAUGGACUUGGGAAAUGUGUUGACUCCUCUAUAGAAACAUUUGUUAAUGUUGGUCUGGGUGGAGAUGUCAUUGAUGUAACUCCAAACCAUGAAAUCCAGGUGAAUGCUCUCGUACAUAAAGAUAAAAAUCUGAUUACAGAUAACAAAAUGAGUGAUGUGGCUCCUGGGGAAAACCUAGUUACUGAGGUAUUGAACAAUUACAGCCGGGACUCAGGUAGCCUUCCCAGUGUCAGAAUAAGUGAUGUUCCUCACAGUAGGGAUAAUAGCCCAUAUGCUAAUGCUAGGAUUGUGAAUGAUGAAAGUAAAGUCUCAAGUGAUGACGAUGAAAUAGAUUAUGAAAAUCAGUGUAUGAGGAAAUUGUCAGCAUCAACAGAGAGGGUACCUUCAAUUAAGCCUGCUAUCCCUCCCCGGAGACCCAAAAGUGAGCAUCCAACCCGACCAAAACCAGCCACUGUCCCUCGCAGUAAAAAGCUGGAACAAGAUUCUAGUCCUCAAAGUCCUCAGAGAAGUUCAGGUGAACCUGUUAAAACGAAAGUAAACAAUGGGAAACACGAUCACAGGAGGCCAAGCACACCUGAAACAAACUUAGAUGAUUUGACAGGAAAAUAUUCCUCUGACAAUCAGGAAACAACUUCCUCUAGUCAUGCAGGUAUAUCUCAGAGUUCUGAGGAAGCUAACAGAAACAUGUUUAGAAAAUUUCGCUUGAGUGAUGGAGGGAAGGAGAAACAUAACAGCGGUGAAGUUAUAUCUACAGGGUUUAAACACCUGAGCAAUGACUUGGAUACAUUUGAUGCUAAUAUUACAGAGUCUAGUCAGAAUUCCUCCCCUGAACCAGCCACCAAUCGUAGCAAGAAGCGACUCAGAUCAAACGAUUAUGAAAACUUUUCGGUGGACUUUCUUCUAAGGCGGACAGCCGAGUUUGAUUUAGAAGAUGAGGAUGAGCGAGACAAUCAGAGUUCGGACAUAUACGAUAAUGUCACCAUUGUGACCAAGGGGACUAAAAAAUCCAGUGAUUCCGAUACGUCUAGCAUAGACACUGUAUCCAACACUAGUCUUACCAGUGGGGAAGGUGUCGAUUCAAAACCGAGUGUUUCUGGUUUGCGGAAAAAUGAGAAACUACAGAAAGAAUAUGUGGAGGAUAGUUCCAGUAGCAAGUCUUAUUUGGAGAUGGAAGAUGCAGAAAAUACUCAGCCCAAGGAUGAUCCGGAUGGGAGACCUUGUGUAACCGUGGAGGCUACCGGGCAGGACUCAGAGGACACCAGUGAUACAGAGUCUGAGCUGUCCAGGACAAUGAGCGUUAGCAGUGCCCAAAGGGUUAGGGACCAGAAAUUGCACAUGAGAAAAAUCCUUGUAAAAGGGAUACUGGAAAGUGAGAGGACUUACCUGUCCCUGCUUAAAGACAUAACAGAGCUGAAAAGAAAGAUUCAGAACCAGAUAACGAACCUGCGGGAGACACCAGUGUGUUCAAUGGAGGAUGUGACCACCAUGUUCUACCAGGUGGAGGAGAUCCACGUCCAGCACAGUAACUUUGUGAGCAAACUCCAGGCCAAAGUGGACGCUUGGUCAGACACACAGAAAGUGGGAGAUACGUUUAAAGAAUUAAUUGUGUAUUUCCCCAUGUACAUGAAAUAUGUCAAUCAUACGCAUGAAGCAGCAGAAUGUAUACAAAAGUGUAGCAACAGUAACGAGGAGUUCCGAAAGCUUGUUACCGCUGUGAGAUUGACUUUGGGAGGCCAGCAUUCCCUUCAAGAACUUUUGUUUACCCCUGUACAGAGGCUUCAGAGAAACACUCUAGUCAUACAUGACCUUCUGAAAUAUACGCCCGAAGAUCAUGAGGAUUACAAAGUACUCAUGAAGACUUUGGAUCUGGCUGACCACAACCUGAAGAAUUUUGCAACAAAACCAGAUUCACAAGUCGCAAAUAUUGAGGACCAUCUAGUAAAGAGUGGCUUUGUAGUGGAGAUGUUCGGAAAUUCUAGAAAAUUGAGAUUCAUGUUCUUAUUCACAGAUGUCCUUGUGUGUACCAAACACAAACAAAGUGGCAGGAAUCGUGUGAAUGUAUUUGAAGUGAAAUGGUUCCUUCCUGUUCCCCAGAUCAACAUGGAAACCAAAUUGGACAAAGUGUUCCAAAUCAAAGAAGAUACCGAAAGCAUGAAGAAGAAGAUUGUCAGCCUAAAGGCUGAGUUACGAAAAGAGAUGAAAAUCCAUGAUGAUAAAGGAGAGAGAACAUCUUGGUUAUCCUCUGGAACAAGGACCAUGGAAAAAUUGAAAAAGAAAAUUGAAGAGCAGGAAGCUGCUUUAAUCCUUGCAUCACCUCAUCUGCCAUUACAAUUCACAACAAGAGAGGACUCAAAAAAUCACUGCAUUCUGCUGUCUACGGAUUAUGAACGAGAGGAAUGGAGGGAUGCUGUACUGGCUCAACAGAACCACUAUCAUGGUGGAAUUAUCAGGCAGCUAAGUGGCCAUGAUGUACAAGCGAAGAUCAAUGAGAGCAAACAGCUUCCCCAAGUCAACAACAUUGGGAGCGUUUUGAUGAAGAAAGAUGAUGAGAUGUUGAAUGGGUCUCUAAAUGUCACCAUCCACAAGUUAGAUGGACUGGAAAGUCCCUGUGACACAUAUGUUCAACUCCAUCUAGACUCCUAUGGCUACUUCUUCAUGCAAGCUAAGACCAGGCCUUGUGUUAACAGCACGGAGCCGAACUGGGACCAGGACUUUGAGCUGGAGCUGGAGGGAUCACAGACCCUCAGGAUACUGUGCUACACUGUCAACAGGGAGGGGGAGGAUGAACUGAUCGGGAGGAGUGCUCUAGAGCUGAGCAGGGCUUGGCUGAGUAGCAGUUUCAAAGAGCAGAAGAUAAGCAUGAACACGUUAUCUCUGAUGAUCUCAGUCAGGCACACUCCAGCCACCAAAACUCUCAAGAGGUCUCCCUCCAAAAUCCAGGGGGGACUAUUCGGAACAAAGAUUGGAAUAGUCUGCAAUCGUGAACGAAAAACAAUUCCAAGUUUUGUCACCGCAUGCAUAAAGGAAGUUGAGGCUAGAGGGAUGGAGGAAAUUGGAGUGUACAGAAUAUCUGGAGUGACCUCUGAGAUCCAGAGGAUCAAGAAAGCCUUUGACAAAAAUUUAGACAGUAAAUGGGUGCCAGUCUAUUUGAAGGCUGGGGUUAAUCUCCUUGGAGACAGUGAUAUUCAUGCUGUGACUGGGGUUCUCAAAUUGUACUUCAGGGAGCUCCCAGAGCCUCUCUUUUCUGAGGCCAGCUACAAGCAGUUUGUAGAUUCAAUCGGUUUGCACGAUGGAGAUGCUAAAGAAAAAGUCUUUCUUCAACUGCUACAUGACCUACCGAAUGAGAACUAUUACUGUAUUGUGGCCAUUGUGGAGCAUUUAGUCAGAGUCAGUAAACAUGAGGAUAAGAAUAAGAUGUCCCUCAGUAACCUGUCUACAGUGUUUGGCCCCACUCUGCUCCACCCAGCAGUCAGUGACCACCAGACCCCCUCCCAGCUGAUGCAGGACGCCCAGGACGUGUUCCUACAGGCAGGGGUGCUCUAUUUCCUCCUGCAGCUAGCAGCCAGCGGGCGGAACAUCCGACGAUGCGAUUCCUCCACGAUUGAAAUGCACGGGGAUGACAGACUGGUGUAGAAGAGUGGAUGACAUGGGAGUGUAGUAUUACAGAUAGAGAGAAAAGGGUGGAUCAGUGGAAGAUGAAAGUUAAUAAAAUUACCAGUAAUGUAAUUGAUGAAUAUGUUUAAAAUCUUAUGUUAUUGUAUAAAGUACAUGUUUAUUGUAUUUAAAACUUGAUCUGGAAAACCAUCAGUUUGUUGAAUUUUCUUUUUGAACAGUAGAGAACAUGCAGUUUGAAUUGGAAAUUAUCAUUGUCUUUCAUUUUGUUUAUAAAACCAUGACAUUUGAAAAAAAAAAUGAAAAGACAAUCUAUAAUAUAUGAACUAUGCAACCCCAUAUUGGGAGUUCAAUAAUGGUGCUUUUAGGUGUGGAUGUAAAUGAUGUCAAUUUAUUCAUAAAGUUUUGACUUAUCCCCCCCCCCCCCCCCCCCCCACCGUUUCUUUUAUUCCAUAAUAUGCAAAAUCCAGUAUUACAUUGUAAAAGAAUUAUAGAGGCAUCUUGGAUAUUAUGUUGAGUAUCAUCUAUCAAUUUUUGAGAGAGAGAGAGAGAUUCCAACAAAACCAAGUAUAUGUACUGGUAGUUGAAAUGAAUCUCGGGUGUGUGUGUAUAUAUAUAUUUGCCUUCGUAGAAUCAAUGCCCGUCAAAAACCUGUACCAAUAUGUACCAUAAGGAACAUCAAUGCUGUAAAAUUUUAUCAUGAGUAUAAAUUUAAACAUGUAUAUGUGUGUGUUGUUUAUAGAAAAUUCAUUAAUUUUGAUAACUAUUUUAAAAGGAAUUAUUUUUUUAAUUUAUUAACAAAAAUCUGAUGGACCAGAUUUGCAUGUUAGGUAUAGUGUUUCAUAGUAGUAAAAAAAAAAUGGAGAAUUAAUAUCAGUGGACCAUGGUACUAUAUUGGAUUUUUUUCUCCAGUUUGUAUAUAUAUAUAUAUAUAUAUAUUGCCAUAGAGAUAUUGGUUAAUGUGUAAAGUUAAAACCAACGUCAAACAAUAAUACAUUAGAGUUUAAACAAUAUUUCAUAUCAAGAUAAGAUAGGAUCGGACAGCAGGCAUGGCCUAUUUUUGUCCUCUCCUUACAAUAGUACAUGUAUUGACAUGCAAAGGAAACCAAAAUGUUUUGCUAUAUGAAUAUAUAUGUUCUUACCAUCAUUGUUACAAAAAUGAUCCUGAUUUUUAUGUUUGAUUUAUCAGGGUAUGUAAAUGUAUUGAUGUAGACAGUACAUUUAUCUUAUUUGUGCAAUACAUGUAUGUGAUCAUCAGGUUCAUAUCGAAAAAUAUGUAAUCCAGGUUUAGAAGGUUCAUGAUUUUUUUUUUCAUUUCUGAUUUUUUUUUUACUAUUAAUAGCAAUUAUCCAUAAUUUAUGUGAAUCAGAAAUAGUUGAUAAAAUGACCACCAUAGAACUACGGUAUUUUAAUGCUCCAUUUUCAUGCAUGAAUAGUUUUGGGUUUUUUUUUCAAUCUUCAAAUAAACUUAAGAUAUAUACAGAAAAAAGGCUCUGAUUGGAGAGUUCCUUUCAUAGAGUGGAAAAUAUCAGUAGAGGAUCAGUAUUUCUAUAUUAAUAGGCAAGAAUUCGGUAUAAUUUCUAUAGUACUGUUGUGUUUUCAUAGGCAUAUCAUAUCAAACAGUGCUUAAAAUUUUUUGUUUAAAUUAUAUUUAAACUACUUAUUCUCACAAUAAUCAAAAUUUAAUGGCUAUAUACAUGUACCUGUAUGUGUACCGUAAAAAUAUUAGGGUGUUUCAUAUCAAGAAUGGCAAAAGUUUUUUUUUUUUUUCAAAUUUGCAUUUAGUAAUACAUGUAUUAAAUAAUCGCCAUUAGUAAAAAAAAGAAUCUGUUUAAAUUGCAUUACAUAUCCUAUUUACAGAACAUGUGUGUAAGAUGUAUGCAUUAUACUAUUUAAUGUAAUUUUCAAAACCAUCAGCUGUAGAAUUUUUAUUCAUUUUUCCCCUGUUUAUCUCACACUCAUAUCAUUGUAGUGAACAAUAGGAGACUUGUUAAAUGGAUGUAGCCAAAACAUGUUAUAUACUGUAAUAUAUAGAUAUAUUGAGUCGUUCUUAAAGAAAGUCGCUUUGGUGUCUGUUGAUUUUGUUAUUCAAUUGUUAAUUUUGCACAACUGUCAAUUGAUUUUUAAUUGUUAUUUUAUGAUAAGAAUGUUCAUGUGAAAGCCGAUCUUUGGAGCCUCCCAUGCUAUAUGUAAUGUAGAUAUUAAAGUUUGAUGUUGUUCCAUCUAUCCUUUAUGUCUUUUCUAUAAAGGAGCUUUUGUAUCGGGGUUUCUUUGUCUGAUCAGCUUUAACUGUAUCAGUGUUUUGUGACGUAUUUUAAACAUCAAAUAUUAAAUUGAUAAUGUUAAA
This is a messenger RNA of Magallana angulata, 6621 nucleotides long. RefSeq names its product active breakpoint cluster region-related protein-like. The record is from RefSeq and is a predicted model, not a curated record. Gene Ontology annotation, biological process: intracellular signal transduction; positive regulation of GTPase activity. Gene Ontology annotation, molecular function: guanyl-nucleotide exchange factor activity; GTPase activator activity. Bases 300 to 4295 code for a protein of 1331 amino acids. Lineage: Eukaryota; Metazoa; Mollusca; Bivalvia; Ostreida; Ostreidae. Gene Ontology annotation, cellular component: membrane. The transcript is spliced from 25 exons.